This is a messenger RNA of Mercenaria mercenaria, 3632 nucleotides long. Its product is annotated as protein TBATA-like. Bases 224 to 1504 code for a protein of 426 amino acids. The transcript has 8 exons. The record is from RefSeq and is a predicted model, not a curated record. Lineage: Eukaryota; Metazoa; Mollusca; Bivalvia; Venerida; Veneridae.
CGCGGCGACUAUUAUAUCGUUAAGUCACUCAUAUUAAUCACUAGGACUAUCUAUAUGCUCUAGUGUUGCGUCCCUAGUUACGACCAUUUGUAAAAUCGCUUCGGCUAAAACGGGUAGUUCGGAUAGAGUAGAGACGUGUUAACUUCUGUCUGUUCUGUUUCUUUUAUCUAUUGAACGGACACUUUCUUUCCAUUAUAAGCAGGGAUAGGAUUUAAUACAAAGAAUGUCAACAGAAGUGUUCAAGCCCACAAAUGGUGCCGACCUCGUGACCAGAAGUGCCAUCAAUGAGGGUUAUGCAGAACCUGUGGACUCGUUUAAGAAAUCAACAAAUAGCCGACCGUCAACACAAGGAGGGUACAGAUUUGGUCAACUUAGUCAGAAUUCAUUUUUCACCAGACAUAACCCUCAUCCUGCAAGAGUUCGACAUUUAAAAGGUCUGUUAGAUGUUCCAAUAUGCGCCGUCAACGACGAUGGCUAUUUCUCCAAUCCACGAUAUUCUCUACAGUUCCCGCCAAAUUAUUUCAACCAGAAGAAAUUGCAGAGAAUUCCAGUCAAUGCCAUCAACGUCAACUCACAACUACACCCUAUCAAUACUGUCACUGGUCUACAGUACUUUACUGGGCUUACAAACUAUCCUUUCAGAGAGCGGGCGGUGCCAAAGGUGGGGCUUGUGCCAGUCACUGAGGCGUGGAGAGAUGAACUGAAGGCCCUUACAGACGCUUUGCAAGAAGCACAGCCUGAACAACCCAAAGAACCAAAACUACUAGAAAGACCAAAAACACAAUACUCAGAAACAACAGGGCGUCUGAUCCCACCGCCAUCACGUGCAAUGUCGAGGGGUUCAUCUAGACAUGGAUCACGACAGGGAUCAAGGGCGGGUCAGAGAGACAUGUUCCAAAGAAAUUUCCAACAUAUAACAGAAGACCCGGACAUGGAAUCACAUGUUUUAAUGAUGCUGUGUCAGAUUCUACAAACAGAAGAUAUAAAUGCUGUAAAAGCUUGGUUAUGUUCUGCCGGAGAAAGAGAAAAAUCCAUGGUACUUGAGAUGAUAAGAACGGCUGUAGGUUCAAAAGAAGACUAUUUUGAGAGACAGUUUAAACCAGAAUAUGUAGAAAAUUACAACGUUCCUAAGCUACCACCAAUAAAUGAAAAAGAUGAUGGUAAACCUAAAACAGUUACCAGAUUGACGGUAGAGGAUGACGGAAGUGAGCACGUGGAGUCAUGGAAACAGCCGGCUGGUGCCACGUGGUCCCAGCAGCAGUCAACACAACAGCCAGAACCAGACAAUUUCCGACCACCAACCUCUGAUGCAUUUAGAAAAACAUCCGGACGUCUAAGAAGUCAACAAAAUGGCCGCGUAGCGACACCAAAAGCGGCACCAGCACCGGAGCAAGCAGUACUUAGAUUAACUACAUCCGCACAAGGAAAUAGGCCUCAACUACCUGAACCUGUUGCCCCAGCAACGGUAGAACAAGAUCAAGAACCAAGUUUAAAUACAUUUUAAGGGUCGAGAAAUAGCUUAAGCUGACUUGCAUUAUAACAACAUUUUUCAAGUUAAUGAAAAGACACAGUCUGGAAUUUAUUUUCACAGAAGUAAUGACUGGCGAUAGGGUAAUUGUGUAAAAUGGUCAGUUAUAUUUUCCAGCUUUAAAAUUACAGAUUUGAACCUGUCAUUGUUUUUGUACAUUUCAUAUACAGAAUUGCUUAAAAGCAUGAAAACCGUGCAGGCGGUUUUCAUAUUCUCAAAAAAAAAUGUUUUAAUACGAUCUAUUUAUUUUGAGAAAAAAAAAAACAUGAAACUGAACUUAGAGAUGUUGAAAAAAUAUGGAGAUUUAUUUCGUUUGCUGAAUAGGGUUUAUUUCAUUUUGCCGGAUGCUUUAUCCAAUGAUUCUUAAGUUCAGUCUAUCUUCUAUUAUUGCUUAAAGACUUGUCUUCAGUUAAAUAUAUUUGUGCACUUUUCAUUCAAUGAAAUAUACAUAAAAUAUCUCUUCUUCUACUACAGUUCAGUCUUCAUAAAUGAGCAUGUACAAAACGUGUUUUAUUGUUGAUCUUUUUAGUUUAUAUUUUGAUAAAUUUUGCCAAUGUUAGAUAUGCCUGUUGCUAGAUUUACCCGUGCAAUGUAACCAGCAUAGCUAACUUAAUUACUAUCAGUAUUAAUUAGGAUGUUCGAAACAUUUAGUCACGAAUUGUGAUUAAUUUAGUAAGUGCGCUUAUUGCUAACUGCUCAAAUGUAUAAGGAACAUACUAAAAUAAUGUUGGCGUAAAUUGGUCUACCAUGUUUAAGUACUGGUUGCAGAAAUUAUUUAUGUAUGAAUACGUACCUUGACUUUAUCUUUUACGUUUCUCUAAAGAAGUUACUUCUUAAGUACGAUUACAGAAAAGUUCCAAUCGAAUACAUUUGUAAACACGAAACAUACAGGGUUUCAAUCAUUACACAUUUUGAUGUGUUUGUCAUUCUUGGACAACGCAUAUUCAGUUUUAUUACAGUUCUUGCACUUUUAUGAUAAUAUUUUAGCACGUAUUUUAAACGUAUGUAAGCGUCAUUUAUUACUCAUUAUUUUUGGUUGUGAUUAUAUACAAAAACGUAAGUAUGAGUAUGUAUGUAUGAGUGUACGUCUUUAUGCCUGGGUAAAAAGACAAUUGUACCCACUGACAUUAAGAACAUAUACGAUAGUGGUCAAACAUAUACGAAACGUGAAAUGUGAUUCAAACUAACUGAAUAUUUGCUGAUUUUCAUACAUAUAAACUACAUAUCUUCGUUUUGAUCACAAGAUCGAACAGUUAAAUCAACGGCAAAAGGGAGGUAACUGCUGUUAUGUCAUUUUUAUGUAAUAUUCCUGUUACAUUUUGUUGUGUUUGUUUUUGUUGUUAUUUAUUACAGCAUUUUUUACUUUGUAAAUGUUACCUUUAUCUAUGUUUUAUGUUAAAGCUUAAGCUGUGACCUUAGAAAUAUUGUUUUCAAUUAUUUGUGUACAACUUUUGUAAUAUGUCGAUUUCACUUUGGGUAUUUAGUUCAUGAAAUUAUUUUGAUCCUCUAUUGUAUUGUAUGAGGAUCAGCUAUUGAUCAUUUUGUAAAAACAAAUAAAAUUGUGUACAUGAAUAAAAGUGCUUCCUAAAAUGUACACACACUCUAAACUUUUAGAUAUAUUGCAAUGUAGCGCUAUAUAACAUCCAAAAUAUAUUUUGUUAUCGAAAUAAUGUGAUAAAAUGCAUAUACCACUUUGUCUAGUAAUAACCGUAAAGUAGUAAACCAUGUGACCCAUAGGCUGUGAAUUAAAUAUACUUAUGAAUAAUUAUUUCGUACUUUGCAAAGUAUUUGAUGUAUAGUGUAACGUGACUGUGUGUUCAUUACACGGAAUUGCGCUAGUAUAUGUAUUACAUAUAAGCAUCAUGUUAAAAUCGUCUUGAUGAAAAGUAUGCAUGAUAACGGUUUCUAAACGAUUUUACUGUAAACAAAGUAAUUCAAACUUCAUUAGAGGGCCGAAUUAAGCGUGAUCUGUGAUAGAUUUGUAUAAUGUUCGUGUCUGUAAAUGUUUUUAUUAUAAAUAGGUUUUAUUGUUUUGUAUUAAUUAUUCUUCUAAAAUAUAUAUUUGAACCUGUCAUAUACAAAUAAAUCUGUUUGCAAAAAGGUG